AUGGCGGCGGCGGUGACCUUCCUCAGGCUUCUGGCCCGGAGCGGCGCGGUAACGCGGAGCCUGCCCGGGGGCGCCAGGUGCUUCGGGGUGCGGACCUCGCCGACCGGGGAGAAGGUCACGCACACCGGCCAGGUUUAUGACGAUAAAGACUACAGGAAAGUUCGAUUUGUAGGUCGUCAGAAAGAGGUGAACGAGAACUUCGCCAUUGAUCUGAUAGCGGAGCAGCCUGUGAGCCAAGUCGGGAGUCGGGUGAUAUCAUGCGACGGCGGCGGGGGGGCCCUGGGCCACCCCAGAGUGUACAUAAACCUGGACAAAGACACCAAGACGGGCACGUGCGGCUACUGCGGCCUGCAGUUCCGGCAGCAGCACCACUAG
Messenger RNA from Rangifer tarandus platyrhynchus (Svalbard reindeer), 375 nucleotides. The record is from the annotation of a GenBank genome assembly. Lineage: Eukaryota; Metazoa; Chordata; Mammalia; Artiodactyla; Cervidae.